Molecule: messenger RNA, 1960 nt
Organism: Aspergillus aculeatinus CBS 121060
Lineage: Eukaryota; Fungi; Ascomycota; Eurotiomycetes; Eurotiales; Aspergillaceae
Product: histidine acid phosphatase
Exons: 1
Coding region: 204-1625 (473 amino acids)
Biological process (GO): dephosphorylation
Molecular function (GO): phosphatase activity
Source: RefSeq, a predicted model, not a curated record
CGCCGUGGUCGAGGCGAAUCAAUCUCAUGAUAAAGUCCUGCUCCGCGGCAGACGCCGGGCUGGCUGGCCGUCAGCCGUGGUUCUUUUCUUUUAUAGACUGGUCUGGCUGCUACCUUCCCCUCAUUCUACUCUCCUCCUCCUCUACUCCUCCUCUCCCCUUCACUUUUACAGAGUAAGAGACCUCGUGGCAGUCAACUUUUAUCAUGCGGUCCUCUACCCAGCAGUCCAGUUUCAUGCUUGUCUUGCUGGCCAUGCCGUUGGCCCUGCCAGUAUCAGCAGAGAGAAUCCUCGGGGCUUAUAUCUUCGCUCGCCAUGGAGAUCGUACCGCUAAGGUGUUGAAGAACACGCAGCUGACCGAUCUGGGCUACAGCGAAGUCUAUCAGACAGGCAGCUACUGGCGCAGCCGGUACCUUGACUCGAACUCGUCUCUUCAGAUCCAAGGGAUCAACGAGAAUAUCGUCAAGUUGAGCCAGAUCAGUGUCUCGUCACCCUCCGACGAUGUGCUUCAGAAUUCGGCCACGGGCUUCCUCCAGGGUGUCUACCCCCCUGUCGGCUCGUCGGCGAACCAGACCCUGGCUAAUGGCAGCACUGUCGACUCUCCGCUGAACGGAUAUCAGCUGAUUCCCAUCUCUCUCACCGAGACUAAUUCGAACAGUGAGGAUACGGCCUGGCUGCAGAGCUCAACUGAGUGCCAGAACGCCGAGAUCAGCAGCAACAACUACUAUUCCUCGGCACUUUACAAUUCGCUACACUCCUCCACCCAGGACUUCUAUCAGUCCCUGUCCUCUUUGCUGAAUGAAACCUUCUCCGACUCCCAGAUGAGCUUCAAGAACGCUUACACGAUCUUCGACUACCUUAACGUUGGGUACAUCCACAACACCACCAAUGUCCCCACUGAGGAACAGCUCCAUAAGGCCCUUCUCCUUGCCAACAUCGAGCAGUACAACUUGGCCUACAACUCCUCGGACACCAUCCGCGCCAUCGCAGGUGCAAUCUUAGCCGGAGACGUGCUCACCGGUCUGAACGACACCAUCUCCUCCAAGGGCAAAUCCAAGUUGAACAUCCAGUUCGGCUCCUACGGUACUUUCAUGUCCUACUUUGGCCUUGCGCAGUUGCCCGCUGCGGACGUUGACUUCAUGGGUAUCCCUGACUAUGCCUCCUCCAUGGCAUGGGAGCUGGUGACCAACUCGACGGACUCCUUCCCUUCGACCUCCGACAUCAGCGUGCGCUUCGUGUUCCACAAUGGAACCCUAUCAUCCGGCUCGCCUACCGAGUACCCGCUCUAUGGCAAGUCCAGCCCUACCAUCUCCUGGUCGGAGUUCUCCGAGCUCUCGAGCAAGAUCGCCGUCACCUCGACCAAGCAGUGGUGCAGUGUUUGCGGCAACACCGAUGGAGAUUGUGCGGCCUACUCGACUAGCUCGAACACCACCACCACUACUACUUCGUCGAAGUCGGAGAGCGACGGUGGGGUCUCGAGGCCCGUGGCGGGCGUCAUUGGUGCGAUGGUGACUCUAGCGGUGAUCCUUGGUCUGGAAGCACUGUUGCUCCUGGCUGGUGGAUUCCGCAUCACCAAGAAGCGCGCUCCUGUCGCUGCUGCAGCUGCCGCCGCUGAUGCUGAGAAAUAAGCCCAUUUGUGGAUCUAGAUAUCUAGAUGCAGGAUUUGCAUUCUAAUGAGGGACGAUUUAUGGUAUGACAGUCGAAUGGGUGAUCUUCAUGCAGCAAUAAUAGCAUCCGCAGAUAAUGAACAAAAUCAUGCAAGAUUGAAAGCCGAUUUUCUACCUCAAGAAAACUUCCUCAUUCAUACCUUGAAUACAUCCACAUGAGGCAUAGAAAUCCCAAUCCCGCCUCUACAUGUAGACCCCAGUCAGAGACUUCCGCAGCUCUGUCGAAAGUUGUCAUAGUCGGCUUUUGGCUGAAUUAGCAGGCCUCAACCUGAAGCAUGAAAAUUGAGAUCAAAAUG